This is a messenger RNA of Trichoplax adhaerens, 834 nucleotides long. RefSeq lists its product as uncharacterized. Gene Ontology annotation, biological process: phosphatidylinositol phosphate biosynthetic process; inositol metabolic process; signal transduction. Lineage: Eukaryota; Metazoa; Placozoa; Uniplacotomia; Trichoplacea; Trichoplacidae. The transcript is spliced from 8 exons. The record is from RefSeq and is a predicted model, not a curated record. Gene Ontology annotation, molecular function: inositol monophosphate 1-phosphatase activity. Bases 1 to 834 code for a protein of 277 amino acids.
AUGGAUCAAUUGGGUGAAUACUUAGAAACUUGUGAACAAGUAGCGAGAACGGCUGGACAGGUAAUCAAGAAGGCCUAUUCAAAUGAUAAAACUAUCAUGACAAAGAGUUGUAGUGCUGAUUUAGUAACCCAAACUGAUCAGGAAGUUGAAAAGCUGAUUAUAUCGACUCUAAGAACCAAAUACCCAACACAUUGUUUCAUUGGUGAAGAAUCAUCAGCAGACGGUCAAUCGUGUCAACUAACUGAUAAACCAACGUGGAUCAUCGAUCCAUUGGAUGGAACUACAAAUUUUGUUCAUAGAAUUCCUUUCGUUGCAGUAUCUAUCGCUCUUAAGAUCAAUAAGAAGACGGAAAUUGCAGCCGUUUACAGUUGUAUCCUCGAUGAGAUGUUUACGGCUAGACUUGGACAUGGCGCUUUUUGUAAUGGUAAAAAUAUUUCGGUUUCUAAUCAAACAAAUCUUAACAAAGCAUUAGUUAUUUCUGAAUACGGUUCUAGCCGAGAUCAGGAAAUCAUCGAUUCAAUAGUAGCCAACAUGCGUGGUGUAAUUAGUAAGCCAAUACCAGCUCACGGUAUAAGAUGUUUGGGCUCCGCUGCUUUAAAUAUGUGUCAGGUUGCUCGUGGUGGUGGUGAUGCUUACUUUGAAACUGGCAUUCAUUGUUGGGAUAUGGCUGCUGGAGACCUAAUAGUUAGAGAGGCAGGUGGGGUCGUUAUAGACACAAGAGGAGGUGAAUUGGAUAUAAUGGCUCGACGUGUGUUAUGUGCAAGUACAGAAUCUUUAGCAAACGAAAUCAUUGAAUGCACUAAGGAAAUAACUAUGCCAAGGGACGAUGAAUAA